Molecule: messenger RNA, 3108 nt
Organism: Tinamus guttatus (white-throated tinamou)
Lineage: Eukaryota; Metazoa; Chordata; Aves; Tinamiformes; Tinamidae
Source: RefSeq, a predicted model, not a curated record
UGGCUCGUAGACCUGAGGCUCUGCAUCCACCUCGCCCUGCUGGUGCCUUGUUCCUCCUUAUGGUGUAGCUGGUGACGUCCUUGAGAAGAGAGAAGAUGAUGAGUGAUGCAAGUGACAUGUUGGCCGCCGCGCUGGAGCAGAUGGACGGCAUUAUAGCAGGAUCCAAGGCACUGGAGUACUCCAACGGGAUAUUCGACUGCCAGUCCCCCACAUCGCCCUUCAUGGGGGGCCUGCGAGCGCUGCACCUGGUCGAGGACCUGCGGGGCCUGCUGGAGAUGAUGGAGGCGGAUGAAAGAGAAGGGCUGCGAUGCCAGGUGCCGGACUCCACGGCAGAGGCUCUCGUCGAGUGGCUCCAGUGUCAAAUGACUAAUGGACACAUAUCUGCUAAUGGAGAUGUGUAUCAAGAAAGGCUGGCACGUUUGGAAAAUGAUAAGGAAUCUCUUGUUCUGCAAGUGAGUGUGCUUACAGACCAGGUAGAGGCCCAAGGAGAGAAGAUUCGGGAUUUGGAGUUCUGUCUAGAGGAGCACAGGGAGAAGCUGAAUGCCACGGAGGAGAUGCUGCAGCAGGAGCUUUUGAGCAGAACGUCCCUCGAAACUCAGAAACUGGAUCUUAUGGCAGAGAUUUCCAAUCUGAAGUUGAAGCUUACAUCUGUAGAGAAGGACAGAUUGGACUAUGAGGAUAGAUUCAGGGACACAGAGGAUUUGAUCCAGGAAAUAAAUGAGCUGCGAUUAAGGGUGGGAGAAAUGGACAAUGAAAGGCUCCAAUACGAGAAAAAACUCAAAACUACCAAAGAUGAACUGGCAGCUUUGAAAGAGAAACUGGAGCAGAAGGAAGCCGAGGUAAAAAGGUUGCAAGAGAAGUUGGUUUGCAAAAUGAAAGGAGAAGGGAUUGAGAUCCUGGACAGAGAUGAAAAUUGUAAAAAGAAGCUCAAAGAUAAAAAUAUAGAGGUACAGAAAAUGAAGAAGGCGGUUGAAUCUCUAAUGGCAGCAAAUGAAGAAAAGGUAGCAAAAUCUCUCUCUUCUUUUUCNNNNGUUCAAGACAUGGUGAUACUGGCUCAAGGUAAAAAAGGCAAGGAAGGGGAUGGCGAAGAGUUCCUGAAUUCAGGAUCUGUUUUUUUGGACACACCAAGUCUCACUGAUCCAGAGAAAAGUCCAUCCCCAACCCCAGCAACAGUGUCUCCAAGCCAUGAUGAGUUUAACAUGAAUCUUCACGAAGAGAAUUCCUUACAGAUCCACACCAGUAUUUUACAGGUUUCGAUCCCCUCUUUUUCACCAACAUCUAAGAGCCCUGAAACCAUUGCAGAUAAAGUAAAAGCACAGCCUAGACCAGAAGCUGCAAAUGAAAUGAGUGAACUGAGAUCAACCGGUUCCUCCCCCGAAACUCACCUGAGUGACAGCCCAGUGAGCUCCUCCCUGCACAAGUCCAGCAGCCUGAGCAGCCUGAAGAAGGAGGCAUCGGAAGCGGACAAGGACCCAGCGCAGAAGCCAGCGGAGGUCAAACCUCCUGUGGAAGGGAGCAAAUUUGGGACCCUGCCUCCAAAGUCCCCUUCCCAUGGUGGCGCAGGAGAUGAGGACAGUUUUGGUACCCGCAAGGCCAGGUCUUCCUUUGGGAGAGGCUUUUUCAAGAUAAAGAAUAACAAGAGGACAGCAAGCGCGCCCAACCUGGCUGAAACAGAGAAGGGAUCUGCAGAUCACUUGGAUCUGGCUGGUUUGCCCCCUCGACCGAAGGAAACGGAGAGCUUGCAGAUGACACCACCUUCCCCGGAUUCCAAGAAAAAGGCCCGAGGGAUCAAGAAGUUAUUUGGGAAGCUUAAAAGGAGCCAGUCUACCACCUUCAACCCAGACGACAUGUCCGAGACGGAGUUCAAACGAGGAGGAACAAGAGCAACCGCGGGGCCCCGGCUGGGCUGGUCGCGAGACCUGGGGCAGUCCCACAAUGAGCUGGACAUGCCAUUUGCCAAGUGGACAAAGGAGCAGGUUUGCAACUGGCUCCAGGACCAAGGAUUAGGGUCUUACAUGAGCAAUGGCAAACACUGGAUACUGUCUGGGCAAACGCUUCUGCAGGCUUCUCAGCAGGAUCUGGAAAAGGAGCUUGGGAUAAAGCACCCGUUGCAUCGGAAGAAGCUUCAGCUUGCUCUGCAGGCACUGGGCUCUGAAGAGGAAAACAACCAUGGAAAACUGGAUUACCACUGGGUCACCAGGUGGCUGGAUGACAUUGGACUCCCCCAGUAUAAGACUCAGUUUGACGAGGGGAAGGUGGACGGCCGGAUGCUCCACUACAUGAGCGUGGACGACUUGCUGUCCUUGAAAGUUGUCAGCGUCCUGCACCACCUUAGCAUCAAAAGGGCCAUUCAGGUUCUGCGAAUAAAUAACUUUGAACCCAACUGCCUGCGCCGGAGGCCGUCUGAUGAGAACAACAUCAGCCCCUCGGAGGUGACGCAGUGGACGAAUCACCGCGUGAUGGAGUGGCUGCGCUCCGUGGACCUGGCCGAGUACGCGCCCAACCUGCGCGGCAGCGGCGUGCACGGCGGCCUCAUGGUGUUAGAGCCUCGUUUCAACGUUGAAACCAUGGCCCAGCUGCUGAACAUCCCACCAAACAAGACGCUGCUGAGACGGCACCUGGCCACUCACUUCAACCUCCUCAUCGGUCAGGAGGCUCAGCAGCAGAAGCGCGAGGCCAUGGAGGCCCCCGACUACGUCCUCCUAACAGCAACGGCCAAAGUGAAGCCAAAGAAACUUGCCUUCAGCAAUUUUGGGAGUUUGAGGAAGAAGAAGCAGGAUGAUGUGGAAGAGUAUGUGUGUCCUAUGGAACUGGGCCGGGUGCCUGGAGGGGGCUCAAAGAAAGGUUUUAAGCCAGGCCUGGAUAUCCGAGUAUACGACGAUGACGAUUUGGACAGGCUGGAACAGAUGGAAGAUUCAGAAGGGACAGUGAGGCAGAUAGGAGCGUUUUCGGAAGGCAUCAACAACUUGACACACAUGUUAAAAGAAGAUGAAAUGUUCAAGGACUUUGCCACUCGCUCCCCAAGCACCAGUAUAACAGACGAGGACUCCAAUGUGUGACAGGAACCAGCGGGCGCUGCGAACGUCUCACUUUCCUCUGCGCGAGAAA